Molecule: messenger RNA, 885 nt
Organism: Geosmithia morbida
Lineage: Eukaryota; Fungi; Ascomycota; Sordariomycetes; Hypocreales; Bionectriaceae
Product: coatomer subunit epsilon
Exons: 3
Coding region: 1-885 (294 amino acids)
Biological process (GO): endoplasmic reticulum to Golgi vesicle-mediated transport; intra-Golgi vesicle-mediated transport; retrograde vesicle-mediated transport, Golgi to endoplasmic reticulum
Cellular component (GO): COPI vesicle coat
Molecular function (GO): structural molecule activity; protein binding
Source: RefSeq, a predicted model, not a curated record
AUGGACCCCUACUCGGCAGAAGGUGAAUUGAUCAACAUUCACAACUACUUCCAUCAAGGCCAAUACCAGGAGGUGGUCGACUUCGACACGUCGUCCUUCUCCCCCGAGAACGCCGUGCCCGCAAAGGUCCUCGUCCUGAGGGCCCGCAUCGCCCUCGGCCAGGCCAAGGAUGUCGCGAGUGAAGUGAAGGGCGAGUCCGAGCCCGAUCUCCAAGCUGUUGGCGCCCUGGCCGACCUGUCCCUUGGCAACGCCGACUCCGCCGUCAAGACCAUCGAGGGGCUCGCCUCGUCGUCGCCUGACAACGUCACCGUCCAGGUUGUCGGGGGUAUCGUCCUCCAGGCCGCCGGCAAGUCCGAGGAUGCCCUUGCGCUCCUGUCGCAGCACCAGGGAAGCCUCGACGCCGUCUCUCUCAUUGUCCAGAUCUACCUGUCGCAGAACCGAAUCGACCUCGCCCUCAAGGAAGUCACUGGAGCGAGGAGGUGGGCCCAGGACAGCCUUCUUGUCAACCUGGCAGAGUCGUGGGUCGGCCUGAGGGUCGGCGGUGAGAAGUACCAGCAGGCCUUCUACGUCUUCGAGGAGCUCGCCCAGGCCCCCGCCACCUCGUCAUCGUGGAGCCUCGUCUCCCAGGCCGUCUGUGAGCUUCACCUCGGCCGCCUCGAGGAGUCGCAGGCUGCACUGGAGCAGGCCCUCCAGAAGGACCCCGGGCAGGCUGAUGCCAUUGCCAACCUACUCGUCCUGACCGUCAUCUCCGGAAAGGACCCCAAGGAGUUUACAGAAUCACUAAAGAAGGCCAACCCCAAGCACAAGUUCCUGGUGGACCUCGAGGAAAAGAAUGAGCUGUUUGACAAGGCCGCGGCCAAGUACAAGCCCAAGGUGGCGGCAUAG